CUGGGUUUGCUGCAGGUGUUGGUCCCUGACAAUGUUUUGUCUCUGCACAGAAUGCCAUGAACCUGCCCCCCGACAAAGCCCGGCUGCUGCGCCAGUACGACAACGAGAAGAAGUGGGAGCUCAUCUGUGACCAGGAGAGGUUCCAAGUGAAGAAUCCUCCCCACACUUACAUCCAGAAGCUGAAGGGAUAUCUGGACCCAGCAGUGACCAGGAAGAAAUUCAGGAGGAGGGUGCAGGAAUCCACGCAGGUGCUGCGGGAACUGGAAAUUUCCCUCAGGACAAAUCACAUCGGGUGA
Molecule: messenger RNA, 296 nt
Organism: Sturnus vulgaris (Common starling)
Lineage: Eukaryota; Metazoa; Chordata; Aves; Passeriformes; Sturnidae
Source: RefSeq, a predicted model, not a curated record